GUGGUUAAUACGUAAAUUGUGGCCCUUCCACUUAAGAUUACCAUUAUGUUAGUUUGUGUUAGUGAUUUUGAAGUUGGAUUACUCCACCGGAUUACUCUGAAUAUAAAAUGGCCGCAAGAGUCUUGUGUAUAUUAUACCUUCUCGAAGAGGCUAAGAGACGCGAUGAGUUGGAAAAAAGACGCCAAAGUCGCAGAAUACGAAACCUUCGGCAAAUAUCAUCCCACCGCGACUACGUCCUAAAUUUCCGACUCACCAGGGACCUCAUAUCUGCAUUGGAAGGAGAUCUUGUACCAUUACUGCCUCCACGAGUACGACGUGGUGGUCUCAGUCAUCAUAUUAAGAUAAAUGACUGUGAUCUCAAUAUACUGCAUGUGGACGCUACAUUUGGAGGAGCUACACAUGACAGUUUUAUAUUUAAUAACACCGUUAUCCAGCACCACCUAGAACAGAUAAACAAUGCAGGAGAGACAGCAUAUUUGUUAGGUGAUUCUGCAUACGGACAGAGGUCCUACCUGAUGACCCCAUGUGCCAACCCCGAGCCUGGUUCUCCAGAAGAAUACUACAAUACUGUGCAUAGCACAGCAAGAAAUAGCGUAGAGAGAACCAUAGGAAUUUUAAAAGGCAGAUUUAGAUGCCUUCUGGUUCAUAGAGUGUUACACUAUGAUCCAGAAAUGGUUUCUAAAAUUGUUAUAGCUUGCUGUGUUUUGCAUAAUAUUUGUAACAGAGCUGGAUUACCAGCCUUCGAGUUGCCAUAUAAUUUGCAACAUGAAGAAAUUCGGUUGCAAAGUGAGAGUCAUCACUCAUCACGUAGAGCCUGCUGCAUCUUAAAUGAAAUUUCAAGCAAAGUAAAUUAA
Messenger RNA from Aricia agestis (brown argus), 854 nucleotides. RefSeq names its product putative nuclease HARBI1. The coding region runs from base 108 to 854 and encodes 248 amino acids. NCBI's taxonomy places the organism in Eukaryota, Metazoa, Arthropoda, Insecta, Lepidoptera, Lycaenidae. The transcript has 5 exons. The record is from RefSeq and is a predicted model, not a curated record.